UUUUUUAUUAAACUAUUGUUAGUUUAGUGUAUAUAAGACAACAAAUGUUUAAAUCUUUAUUAUGAUUGAAAAAAAAAAGAAAAAAAUCUAUUAAAAAAAAAAGGGAAGCGAAUUUGGGGGAGAGUGGAGUUUUGAGUUGGACAUGGUCAAAUUGUUUCUUCAGCUUUUGUUUUUUUUUGCAAUUUUCCCAUCCUCACUCUUCCGCUUAGAGGAGCACAACACCACGAUGACUAUAACGACGAAAGCGAUGGAGAGAGGAUUCAAGCUGAUUCUGGGUUCUCAGUCCAUGGCGAGAAAACGGAUUCUGGCUGAAAUGGGAUACGAUUACACCAUCGUGACUGCAGACAUUGAUGAGAAAGCUAUUAGGACAGACAAGCCUGAAGAUUUGGUUGUUGCUCUUGCUGAAGCCAAGGCAAAUGAGAUCAUAUCAAAACUGGGAGGUGAAAGCCAGUUUGCACAGGAUCCUCAACCAACACUCUUGAUUACUGCAGACACUGUUGUUGUAUACAAAGGUGUUAUUAGAGAAAAACCAACCACUAAAGAAGAAGCUCGUGAAUUUAUCAAAGGAUACUCCGGAUCACACGGAGGUGUUGUGGGAUCUGUCCUCGUUAGGAACUUGAAAACUGGUGUUAAAAGAGGAGGAUGGGACAAAGCAGAGGUCUAUUUCCAUGAGAUACCAGAACAAGUCAUCGACGAUCUUAUUGAUGAUGCAAUAACUUACAAGGUUGCUGGAGGCUUAACACUGGAGCAUCCCCUCAUUUCACCAUUUGUCGAUUCCGUGGUGGGAGGAGUUGAUACAGUCAUGGGACUUCCUAAAGAACUCACUGAAAAAUUCAUCAACGAUGUGUUGUAGCUCAAUCCCCUUUUGAUUAUGUAGUAGGAAGGCUUUAGAUUAAUACCUUUUGAAUCUCUAAUCCCAUCAAAUCAUUCAUAUUGUAAGCUGGUAAACACAUAGAUUUACCGUAUCCAUGAUUCUAAGCAACAAUGAUGUUUUCGGAUUCCAAACUCUUAUAAAGCAAUUGAAAUGUGUCAAUUUUUGCAGUUUAAA
Messenger RNA from Camelina sativa (false flax), 1048 nucleotides. RefSeq lists its product as uncharacterized. Gene Ontology annotation, molecular function: nucleoside triphosphate diphosphatase activity. Lineage: Eukaryota; Viridiplantae; Streptophyta; Magnoliopsida; Brassicales; Brassicaceae. The record is from RefSeq and is a predicted model, not a curated record.